CGAGCCUCUUUAUUACCGGAAGUGACAAAGAGGCUGGGGAAGUGACUGUAAAUGUGCUCUUACUUUUUUUUCUCCCGGAAACGGCAAAGCGUUAGAUACCUUCUGUUUUCGCAAAUUAUGUAUAAGCUAAAUUAAUUAUUUCGGGACAACAUGAUCAUCGGAUUCUGUUUCAUCAUUGUGUUUGCGGUGCUGAUAAACAAAGUCUCUCUGCAGCUCACAGUAGAGGUCACAGUAGAGGGUUUCAUCGGUGGUUCUGUUCUCCUGCCGUGUUCUUCAACUCAACAUGAUCUUAAACUUCAAGACACUGAUGUGUUUUGGAGGAACAAAGACAAAGAGAAUAUUUGUGAUUUAAUCAAAGGUACAGAAUCUUUAGAGUCACAGGACCCACGGUAUAAGAAUAGAGUGCAAACUUUCCCUGACGAGUAUAAGAGAGGAAACUUCUCCAUCAAACUAAGCGAUCUCACUCACGCUGAUGCAGGAGAGUUCAACUGCUUCAUCACACCCUCAGAUGAACAGGAGACUGUACAACUGAUCAUCAAAAGUGGUCCCACCCCACCCCCACCCCCCACAGAAUCAACAGAUCAAGAAAACCAUGGACCAGAAACACAAAUAUUAGACUGGUGGAAGAUAUUACUGAUCUGUGUUUUUACUCUAUUACCUGUUUUCGGUUUGUCCUAUUUCAUAUUUCAGCAGAGAAAAAGAACUCAGGCUCCCAUAUAGAAAGAACAGUAGUGAACUUAAAGUUGCAUUAGCCUCACUUUCUCAUUUUCUAACUUUAUCGCACCUUUAAUGUUACUUUUAGUCAAAUUUGUCCCGCUUUCAUUGUUUCUUUCUGGUGUAUAAUACUGCUAAGGCCUCUUGCACCUCAUGUGUUAGCAGUGGAUGUUCUCUGGCAUCCAUUGUAACUAAUGUUCUCAUCAGAAGUGUUACUGGCAUGUCUUGCAAAAUCACAUUUUAUGUUGCAGUUUCAGUGAAGCACAUCUGAUGCUGUGCUCCCCUUACAGUGUGAAACAAGCAUUACACUGUUUUGUGCUGUGAUAUUCUUUGUGUUGACAUGUAUAAAUGGUAUCCUCUCAUUUGUAUUUGUAUUUUUGUUGUUGUUUUUUUGGACAGGCAAUCCAGUCACACUGUGAAAUGUCAUGUGACCUAAUCAGUGACUGAAUGAAUGCACGUGUGUUUUUUUUUUUUUUCUGUUUUAAUAAAAAUGCACCAGUCAGAGCGACUGUGCGGUUGGUAAA
Carassius gibelio (silver crucian carp) is the source of this 1238-nucleotide messenger RNA. RefSeq names its product CD276 antigen homolog. The transcript has 3 exons. The record is from RefSeq and is a predicted model, not a curated record. NCBI's taxonomy places the organism in Eukaryota, Metazoa, Chordata, Actinopteri, Cypriniformes, Cyprinidae. Gene Ontology annotation, biological process: immune response; cellular response to lipopolysaccharide; cell surface receptor signaling pathway. Gene Ontology annotation, cellular component: external side of plasma membrane. The coding region runs from base 151 to 720 and encodes 189 amino acids.